Molecule: messenger RNA, 942 nt
Organism: Suillus subaureus
Lineage: Eukaryota; Fungi; Basidiomycota; Agaricomycetes; Boletales; Suillaceae
Exons: 5
Coding region: 289-888 (199 amino acids)
Source: RefSeq, a predicted model, not a curated record
GCACCAUCAUUCUACUACUCAACUAGCCUGAUCGUCGCGGGGUUGGUGUCGUAUAGCAUUGCUAUACUCUGCACCAUCGCCAGGCUUGUUUACAGAGCUUGGACGCGUCACUUCUAGUGGGAAGAUGCAUGGGCUACAGUUGCACUGAUAGCAGAUGAUAGAGUUUUUAUUGUGUGUUACCUUGUUCGAAUAACCAACCACAUCUUCCCAGUUCUUUGCUUGGCGUGCCUCUGGCUCGACCCAAAGAUAACCUGUGAGUGCUUGACUUCGCACUCCAAUAUUAAUCGGAUGUUCAUGUCACUAUCAGCCUGGAUCCUCUCAAUAACGUUCACCUCCGUCCUGUGGGCUGCGCGCAUGAACAUCAUUUUCUCCGUCAUCCGCAUCACCAACCACUCCGGCUGCAAGAUACACAAACAGAUCACGUAUCUCAUUGCAGCGUCCUUUGCGUAUAUGUGGGCCGUGCUGAUCGCCCAGAAGAUGAGCGCGUGCAAACUUCACUCGUGCAUAAUGUCGCCGUCGGUGGCGUUCUUGCAACUUAUCGCGGACGCCAUCGCAGAUGUUUUCAUUGUCGCUACGCCGCUGUAUCUCUGGACCAAAGUGGAGCUCUCGCGUAGCAGACAAAUAUUAGUCCAAUCUGCGUUCGGCACAUCCCUGAGUUUAAUCACCACCAUCACCAUCUUCCACUCUAUAAACAUUUCCAUGGGGCACACGUCGACCACGCUCAUCUUGGCGUACAUCAAAGCUGCCUUCAGUCUCUUCAUCUGCAACAUCCUGGUGAUCGUGAUUUUCUUAUACCGCAUGUGCUCAGAGGAAAUAGUCGAUCUCGACCAACCAUUCACAUCCAAUCAAGUCUUCACGAACGUCAUCCUGACGCAGAUGCCCCGAUAGUACGACCCCCGAGACCUCACUCUCUGUACAAGAGGGGACAACCUCGAGACAGAA